This is a messenger RNA of Symsagittifera roscoffensis, 1308 nucleotides long. RefSeq names its product 2-oxoglutarate and iron-dependent oxygenase JMJD4-like. Gene Ontology annotation, molecular function: sequence-specific DNA binding; 2-oxoglutarate-dependent dioxygenase activity. Gene Ontology annotation, cellular component: cytoplasm; nucleus. Gene Ontology annotation, biological process: positive regulation of translational termination; protein hydroxylation. The transcript has a single exon. Lineage: Eukaryota; Metazoa; Xenacoelomorpha; Acoela; Convolutidae. The record is from RefSeq and is a predicted model, not a curated record. Bases 28 to 999 code for a protein of 323 amino acids.
UUUUUCGUUUCGAUAUGCAAAAUUGAAAUGGCGCUUUGUUAUUUCGACGCUAAUAUUCCUCGGCAAGAUUUCGAAGAAAUGGUUUUGAAACAAAAUACUCUGUGUAAAUUUGGAAGAUGGAUAUCUGAAAACUGGGCUUGCUUUCGUGAUUGGUUUGACGAUGGCGAGUUCGAAACUAGUAGAAUGCUGGCUUAUUUUGGCGACAUUGAAGUGCCUGUCACUAUUUGCGAUGAUCAUGGGCCAUAUGAUUCAACCAAGAUUACUACGAAGAUGUCGCAAUUUUUAAAUGAACUCAAAGCGGGAGUUUCAACUAAGUACCUUAAAGAUUGGCAUUUUUGUGAAGCUGUGAAAUCAACUGCUGAUGUGUUUGAUUUACCCGAAUUUUUCUCAUGUGAUUGGUUAAACGAUUGCCUGAUCGAUCAAGGAAAGCAAGACUAUCGAUUUCUCUAUUGCGGUGGAGCAGAUACUUGGACACCUUUUCAUGUCGAUGUGUUUUGUUCAUACAGUUGGUCAGUAAACAUAACUGGUCAUAAAACUUGGCUUUUCUUGUCAUCUGAACACCUAAGUGAAGCAGAAAAGAUGAACCCUCCCAAUGAUAUCAGAAAACAUAGUCACCUGAUGAAAAAUGCUAUUCAAGUAGAGCAAGGGCCCGGAGAAGCAAUUUUUGUUCCAAGUACGUGGUUCCAUCAAGUUUGCAACAGAGGUAUUACCGUAUCAAUUAACCAUAAUUGGUUCAAUGCAUAUAAUAUUCAUCACGUCUUUACUUUACUUAAAUCAGAUUUAGAUUUGAUAACACACGAAAUUUCAUUUCUAAAAGAUGCAAUGGGCGAUGGUUACGAUGAUCACUGUCAAGUUUUACUCAGAGCAAAUAGUGGCUUCAAUUUCGAUGAACUCAAACAAGUUCUUGAGUUUGCUGCAGAAAAUGAAAAAUACGGCGAGUUCCAGCAGUCUAAAGCCUCGAGAUAUUUGGACAAAGUUAAAGAUGUUCUGUCAGGUUAAAUUUUGUAAUAUUUUAGUUAGACUUGGGAAAUGGUAUUUUGGGUUUCCUUUUAUAUCAAACCAUUGGUUUGUGCAUUUGCGCCAAGUAUAACGUAUUUAGUGUUUGAUAUAGAGCUUAAGUCCAAUUAUCUGAAGUUGUGAAAUUUGCUGAACACUAUUCAAACACAAAUCAAUGCUAUCAAAAACAGUCGAAUUCAAAUAAAUAUGUGUAUAUUUACUUAAUUGAUUGAUAACCAGAGAUCUUUUGUGUUUGAUUCCUUUGAAGUCUUUGAUUCCUUUUGUUGGCCAUUUGAAAGUUGUAAAACCUAC